This is a messenger RNA of Zonotrichia albicollis (white-throated sparrow), 3495 nucleotides long. RefSeq names its product RAB11 family interacting protein 3 (gene RAB11FIP3). NCBI's taxonomy places the organism in Eukaryota, Metazoa, Chordata, Aves, Passeriformes, Passerellidae. Gene Ontology annotation, molecular function: calcium ion binding. Gene Ontology annotation, biological process: endocytic recycling; regulation of cytokinesis. Gene Ontology annotation, cellular component: midbody; cleavage furrow; endocytic vesicle. The record is from RefSeq and is a predicted model, not a curated record.
AAGCCGUGAGUGCCGCGGAGACCGCACCGGUACCGGCACCGCCCCGAUGUGAGCGGGGCAUGGCCGCGGGGCAUGGCCCGGGGCGGGCGGCGGCGGGCGCGGAGCGCCGGCGGUGAAGAUGGAGCCGCGUCCGCCUGGGACCGAGCCCCCGCUGCCCCGGGGGCCGGGACCGGGGCCCGAGCCAGAGCUGGAACCGGAGCCGGAGUUGGAACCAGAACCGGAGCCAGUGCUGGACCUAGAACCCGAGCUGGACCUGGAACCGGAGCCGGACCUGGACUUGCAACGGGAACCGGAGCCGGAGCUGGGACCAGAACCGGAGCCAGAGCUGGACCUGUACCCGGAGCCGGAACAGGAGGAGGCAGAUCUGAGCCCGGAGCCGGAGCUGGAACAGGAGGCAGAGCUGGGCCCGGAGCUGGAUCUGGACCUCUGGGCCCUUGAUGCCGCCGCUGCCGGCGCGGAGCCGCCGCCCUGGUCCCCGGGGCAGGCCGGGGACAGCCCGGGCCCGGAGGGCUCCGCCGAGCCCCCGCCCGAGGAGGAGCCGCGCCUCCGGCCGGUCUUCGACGCCCUGGACCGCGACGGCGAUGGCUUCGUGCGUGUGGAGGAGUUCGUGCAGUUUGCCACGGCCUACGGCGCCGAGCAGGUAAAGGACCUAACAAAAUACCUGGAUCCCAGUGGGUUGGGAGUUAUCAGCUUUGAAGAUUUCCAUCGGGGCAUCAGAGCCAUCAGAAAUGGAGACCCUGACAGCCAGCUGUAUGAUAUGGGAUAUACCCCCGAGGAGGAAGCCCCGGCCUGCCCCGAUGAGUUUGAUGAUUUCGUCACGUUUGAGCAGGCAAAUGAGGUGACUGACAGUGCCUACAUGGGCUCAGAGAGCACCUACAGCGAGUGUGAGACCUUCACAGAUGAGGACACCAGCACCCUGGUGCAGCACGAGAUGCACGACGAGGUGGAGACCGACAGCGCCAUCGACUCCGCCGUGCACUCGGAGUUCACCGAUCCCAUCGAGGAGCCGGAGCAUGGGUCCCACCCCCACGAGCUGGCCCUGGGCUCCGAGCUCAGCCCCUCCAUUGUCACCGUCAUCAGCGGGGAGGAGCAUUUCGAGGAUUACGGGGAGGGCAACGAGGCCGACCUGUUCCCAGACCCUUUGUGUAAUGGGGAAAGCAGCUUUGGCAGCUCCUCCUUCCUCUCUCCCAGCACCAAUCCCCUCGCUGCCAAACUGCACAGCAUUCUCGCAGAUGAAGCUUUUGAGUUUUACUGUAGCCAGUGCCACAAACAAAUCAACCGCCUCGAGGAUCUCUCUGCUCGCCUCAAUGAUCUUGAAAUGAAUAGUCCCAAUAAAAGACUUUCCAGCAAGAAGGUGGCAAGGCAGCUGCACCAGACGAGCUCGCUGGCAGUGGGGGUGAUGGAGGAAUCCUACCGGGAGAGCCUGGAGUGCACCGACGAGGACAUCACCGACAAGGUGGUGUUCCUGGAGAAGCGGGUGACGGAGCUGGAGAAGGACACGGCUGCCAACGGGGAGCAGCACAGCCGCCUCCGGCAGGAGAACCUGCAGCUGGUGCACAGAGCAAAUGCACUCGAGGAGCAGCUGAAGGAGCAGGAGCUGAGGGCUGACCAGACCCUGCUGGAGGAGAUCAAGAAGCAGAGGGAGCUGCUCAGCAAAAUGGAGAGGGAGAAGAGCAUAGAGAUCGAGAACCUGCAGGCCAGGCUGCAGCAGCUGGAUGAUGAGAACAGCGAGCUGAGGUCCUGUGUCCCCUGCCUGAGAGCCAACAUCGAGAGGCUUGAGGAGGAGAAGCAGAAGCUGCUGGAUGAGAUUGAGGACCUCACUGUGCAGCUCACAGAGGAGCAGGAGAAAAAGAGGAAGAUGGGGGACAAGCUGAGUCAGGAGAGGCACCAGUUCCAGAAGGAGAAGGAGUCAACACAGGAGCUCAUUGAGGACCUCAGGAAGCAGCUGGAGCACCUGCAGCUCUUCAAGCUGGAGGCCGAGCAGCGCCGGGGCCGCAGCAGCAGCAUGGGGCUGCAGGAGUACAACAGCAGGACACGGGAGACUGAGCUGGAGCAGGAGAUCAAGCAGCUCAAGCAGGAUAACAGGAACCUGAAGGAGCAGAACGAUGAGCUCAAUGGGCAGAUCAUCAACCUGAGCAUCCAGGGAGCCAAGAACCUGUUCUCAGCCUCCUUCUCUGAGUCCCUGGCAGCCGAGAUCAGCUCUGUCUCCAGAGAUGAGCUCAUGGAAGCAAUCCAGAAGCAGGAGGAGAUCAACUUCCGCCUGCAGGAUUACAUCGACAGGAUCAUCGUGGCCAUCAUGGAGACCAACCCCUCCAUCCUGGAGGUCAAGUAGUGCAGCCGGGAGGAUUUGGUGCUCUGAGAGGAUGAAGAGGGACUCCAAACGUCUUUGCACUUGAUGAAGGCACAAGGAAGCCUCAGGUCGGGGAGUGACUGAGCCGCGGACCAGGGAAAAGGAAAAGCAGCAGGCAGGCUUUGUUGUCUGACUGCGUUAUUUUGAAGCCCUCCUGGCUGUGGAGGGGUGAAAGGGAACCUGGAGAAGGAGCUCAGGAAAGGGACACGGCAGGAAGUGCCUGUGGCGCUGGGGACUGUCCCGACAGGCACCGCCCCUCCGAGGGACACGGCGAUGGAAGCGGCAGCGCUGACUUUGCCCCGCUGUGCCAAAGUGUCCCUGACACACCCACCGGGCAGAGCCAGGGUAGCGCCUCCCGGACUCGCACAGGGUUGGGGUUUGCUUUUGGUUUGGGGUUUUGGUUUAUUUUUUAAUUAACUUAAUGCAAAUGGCCUCAUCCAGCUGGCUCAGCCCAUCCUUGCCCCGUGCUCGGGCUGCGUGCAGAGCCCGCGGGGCAGCCCGGGGCUCUCGGGGACAGGGCGUGAGCACACUCGCCUGCACCACCCCAGCCCUCCCUCCCUGCUCCCCUCCCUGCCCCGAGGCCGCGGGAAGAAGCCACGUAAUGUACAUUUCCAGAGAAGCUUUGGGUGUAAAUCAGUGUAUACUUGGAGAGGGAAAAUUUUUCUAUCUUGUAGAGUAGGUAUUUUUAUAGAAUGAAGGUUGAUCCAUUUUUUUAAUACUUUAAAAGAAGAGAGAAAUGUAUCUGUGUAUACACAAAAGCAUAUAUAUAUAUAUAUAUAUGUAUAAAUAUAUAAAUAUUGGAGAUCUGCCUUUCUCGACUUGGGAUCCUGGAUCCCCAGGUCUCAAACAAUCGUUUGUUUUUUCCUGUCGCUCUCACAGAGGUACUGUAACUGUAAAUAAGCACCGGGGAAAAAAAAAAAAGUUUUAAGCAAACAAAAAGCACUGACUUGCACAUUCACCAUGCUUUAAAGUCCCUAUGGAGAGAGAAAAACAAAAACAAAAACAAGACAAAAACUGUACAUCCUGAAAAUGUUCCUCUUUCCCAACCGCUAUGUGAAGGAAGUCCCCCCAAAAAGAGGCAAAAAUGGUAUUGUCUUAACUGAUGUAUCAAUUCUUGUCGGAUUAAAAGCUGUUACUAUUCCUGC